Molecule: messenger RNA, 2253 nt
Organism: Daldinia childiae
Lineage: Eukaryota; Fungi; Ascomycota; Sordariomycetes; Xylariales; Hypoxylaceae
Product: 28 kDa ribonucleoprotein, chloroplastic
Exons: 5
Coding region: 1-2253 (750 amino acids)
Molecular function (GO): RNA binding; protein dimerization activity
Source: RefSeq, a predicted model, not a curated record
AUGGCGGCAGAUCAGUCUCGACCUGUGUCGCAGAAAAUCCCAGCCGGGUUGGCUACAGUAUUGAAUGCCCCCGAGGAUAAUCGCGACUCAGCCUAUUAUUCAAGCACAGAUGCGUCUAGCAAGCAUACUUCUGUGGUCUCGGGCAUAGGUAUCAAUGUAUAUCACUCCGUCCAUGACAAGACUCCUUCUCCGACCACCACGAACCUAGUCCCACAGCCAAUAAUAACUCCCGCGAGUAACAUGAGCGUGGCGUCGAUGGUGUCGCCGACGACACCAGGUAGUGGGCGCUUUGAUCGGCCGCAGUCUUUCGAUUCUAUACCCGGUAGCAUGUCUUUAGGUGCAGCAAGUGUCGGGCCGGAUUCACGACGGGAAAGUGUUGAUAGCAGAAUUAACCAGGGGUUCGGCGAUUUGAGAUUGGGUGGUUCUCCUUACGCGAGUCAGAAUCACUCUACGACUUCGUUUCAUGGAAGUAUGGUGCAGCAACGCAACUCCCGCGCGGGAAUGGAGCAUCUCGCGGUGCACAGGAUAUCUAAUGGAUACCAGCCCAAUGUCGAACGCACACCUAACGAUCAACAUCUAAAAACAACUAAAACCGCACCGGCUAUCACUGGUCCUGCCACAAGCACGAUUGCUAGGGCAGCGGAACCAACGAAAGGCCAAGCUUGGGCAUUUCCUGAGGAGGAGAUUCAGCGCAUGCCCUCUACGGUUGGUAACCAUACAUUUUUCGAUUCCAGGAGGAGUAGUAUUUCGGAAUCGAUUGCGAGUAGCCAAUUUACGACCGAGUCACGGUUACCACCUGGGCAGCGCCGCCUGGACGAUGGUAUAGCCCCGGAUUUCCAAACUAUUCACCACCACACGCUUCAACACAAGCAACUCUCAGAUCUUCAUAGUGAAGAGUCUAGCCCGCACAGUGGCAAUCAACCGUAUAGUCGAACACCUGAGCUUCGGGAAAGUCACAAGCUAGCGGAACGGAAGCGGAGAACAGAGAUGAAGGAAUUGUUUGAUCAACUUCGCGAUUUGAUGCCACAGGAACGAGGGUCGAAAGCAUCCAAGUGGGAGAUUCUAACGAAAGCUAUUGCCGAGCAUCAGAAACAGGGCGAGGCUCUUAAGAGUAUUACAAAUCAUUGCCAAACCGCUAUGCAAGAAGCGGAAAUGUUACGCCGUGAAAUUGAUAGGUUGCGCAUGGAGAACGCGCAGCUUCGAGGAAGUAUUCCAAUACCACCAGGCCAAGGCCCGCCAAAUACUGCAAUGCCCUCACAGCCGUCUGCAGAUCCCUACGGUCAGGACCUGUACGGCAGAGCCCCCCGCCCGGAGCUACCACCCUUACGAGCCUUGAGCAACAACAUUCCUAACAAUCCAGAUUCCAUGACAGGUGUCCAAUAUGAUUCGCAAAGGCCACCUAAUGGAUAUCGCCAAGAUUCUCACCACCAAGAUCCUCGCCAAGCUGCUAGAGCAGCAUGCUCUUCAACCUUUGCCGUCGCUGCCCCGCGCCAGCAGAUUGCUUCUUUUGCCAUGCAGAUCUGCAAGGCGAAUGCGCAGCCGGCUACUCUCAUGCCUCUAGCUCGUUAUUUCUCCCAGACAUCGCGGGUGGCCCAAGAUGAGAGUGAGCGGGCUGCUGUAGAAGAGGCUAUCGAAUCUGCUGGACAGACCGGGUCUACGGCCAACCAGGAUCCAGAGGACCUUUCCAAUAAGAUCUUCGUCAGGAACCUUCCCUACGAGGCUACUGAUGAUCUUGUUAAGGAGGCGUUUGAUAAGUAUGGAGAUAUCGUAGAUAUCCGCAUAGGCCGUGACCCCUCAGGCGCCAGUAAAGGCUACGGUUUCAUUACCUUCUCAAACUCGGAGUCAGCAAGCCGCGCCAUUGAGGAAGCAGACAACUCGUUUUGGCAGGGUCGUCGCCUCUUUGUUCAGCCCAGAACAUCGCCUUCUGGUCCGCGAACUACAACAAAGAUUCCGGAACAACCGACGUCGUCGCUAUACAUCGGUAACAUCCCAUACGAAACGUCCGAUGCCGAUCUGAACAACAUCUUCCGGGAUCUGGAAAAUGUUGUUAAUGUGCGCGUAGCCGUGGACCGCAACACUGGCUGGCCUCGCGGCUUCGCCCACGCUGAUUUCAAGGACCUUGAGAGCGCACAAGCGGCAUACGAUAAGCUCCUGAACUUUAAGCUAGGAGAGCGAACUCUGCGCAUUGACUACGCGAGCAGUCCGAAAACCGAUCGACCUCGAUCUACCCGAAACCGAGACCCGCGCAACUAG